Molecule: messenger RNA, 1664 nt
Organism: Vigna unguiculata (cowpea)
Lineage: Eukaryota; Viridiplantae; Streptophyta; Magnoliopsida; Fabales; Fabaceae
Product: DNA (cytosine-5)-methyltransferase DRM2-like
Cellular component (GO): nucleus
Molecular function (GO): DNA (cytosine-5-)-methyltransferase activity
Source: RefSeq, a predicted model, not a curated record
GGCUCGAGUGCUAAACAUGCCAAUAUGAUUCAUCAUUUUGUGGGCAUGGGAUUUUCCAGAGAGACAGUAAUCAAAGCUAUUAAUGAAAAUGAAGGAGAUAACGAUGAAGAUAUUAUGGAAACUCUGCUUUCACUUACUGCUGAAAAACCCUCAACAGGAGAGAACGAUGAGAUAUUGUCCAUACUUGUCGAUAUGGGAUUCACUUUUGAGGAGGCUUGCACAGCUAUAGACAAAUGCGGUCCUAAAGCUGAGAUCGGUGAUCUAGCAGAUUUCAUUAGUGCUUCUCAGUUAGAAGAGGAAAUUGACUCGCUUCAAGAUCUGCCUAGAAAUAAACGUGUUGCAACUGCUGAUACACAAACAGAGCAAAGUGAUUACCUUCAUACAAGUAAGAAAGUAAAACUCCAUGACAAGAAAGGCAAAUACAGAAUCAGCUGGUCAAAAGAGAAGGUAACAUCAGCAGUUGAUAUGGGAAUGAUACAUCAUCCACCAGGUCCAAUGACAGGGUUUGGUGUACCCAAUGAAGCCAGUAAAGUAAUUUCAAGAGAGCUCCCAAGUGAAGUAACAGGUAAACCAUACUUCUAUUUUGAGAACGUGGCACUUGCUCCUAAAGGAGUUUGGAAUAAUAUAUCACGUUUUCUCUAUGAGAUUGAGCCAGAAUUUGUUGAUUCCAAGUACUUUUGUGCUGCAAUGAGGAAAAGAGGAUAUAUCCAUAAUCUUCCCAUCCACAACCGCUUCUCUCUGCUUCCUAUCCCACCACUGACUAUACGAGAGGCUUUUCCUUCGACUCAAAAGUGGUGGCCUUCCUGGGACAAAAGAACAAAGCUCAAUUGUCUUCUAACUGGCAUAGGUCCUGGCACAGUUACAGAUAGAAUAAGGAAAACCCUUGAACAGUUUGAUGAUGAACCUCCACAAAAUGUCCAAGAAAAUGUACUUCAAGAUAUUAAAAAGUGGAACUUGGUGUGGGUUGGGAAAAACAAAUUGGCCCCUCUUGAACCUGAUGAAUAUGAAAUGUUGCUGGGAUUCCCAAAGGAUCACACCAGAGGCGGUGGAGUCACCCGGACAGAGAGAUACCGGGCACUUGGCAAUGCGUUUCAGGUUGAUACAGUUGCCUACCAUCUUUCAGUGUUGAAGGAUCGUUUUCCAAAUGGCAUUAAUGUGCUGUCUCUCUUUUCUGGCAUUGGAGGUGCUGAGGUUGCUCUGCAUCGACUUGGAAUAAUGCUUAAAAAUGUGGUAUCUGUGGAAAUAGCUGAAGUGAACAGAAACAUUAUUCACUGUUGGUGGGAGCAGACCAAUCAAAAGGGAAACCUAAUUGAGGUCGAAGAUGUACAGAAAGUCUCUUCAAAUCAGCUGAGGCAGUGGAUAACCAAGUUUGGUGGAUUUGACCUCAUUAUUGGUGGGAGCCCCUGCAACAACUUUUCUGGCAGUAACAGAGUUAGUAGACAUGGGCUAGAGGGAGAACACUCCUCACUCUUUUACGAAUACUACAGGAUUCUUGAGGCAGUAAUGGAAAUGCAGAAAAGUGACCCUGAGUGAAACAACAAAAUGCAAUGGUGGAUUUUGUUAUUUCUCACUAUUGUAUGUAAAUCAAAAUUUUAAGGUGUGUAACUGAAAAUGAAGUACACAGUAUGAGGAAAAUCCAAUAGACUCCCAAAAAAAAUGCAAUU